This is a messenger RNA of Suillus subalutaceus, 1064 nucleotides long. RefSeq lists its product as uncharacterized. The coding region runs from base 221 to 946 and encodes 241 amino acids. NCBI's taxonomy places the organism in Eukaryota, Fungi, Basidiomycota, Agaricomycetes, Boletales, Suillaceae. The record is from RefSeq and is a predicted model, not a curated record. The transcript is spliced from 3 exons.
GAGAUUCGAGCGCUUGAGCGCCGAAGCUCAGCUGGACGAUAGUCACCCCUAUAAGUUAGACCAUAAUAGAAGACGAGGCGUCGAGAUUCGGACGCGCACACGUGACUAAUCGACGUCAUACAAGAGUUUGUCGUCAUUAGGAGCCGGUGUUGGAUAUAAAGGCAUACGCUCAUCCAACACCAACUACACACCACACUUGAUUUAUACCGCCUCCUUCACAAUGUACCGAGUACCAAAUUUGCGUUCCAGCGUCAUUCACGGUCGUGUCCCGACCGCCAUCCUUCCUGUCGCGCGUAGGAUGUACGCAACCCAGCCCCCGCCGGGGCAAGCGUCGCCCAAUCCAAAGGUCAGCCCUUCCACCGAUGGUGGCGGACACAACAACGGCCUCAUUAUCGCAUCUGCUGUUGCGGCACUUGGAGGAAUGUACUAUUUCUACAACCGCGACCGGGGAAUCAGUCUUCAGGAGAAAAAACGUAGAGAUGAGGAAGAUAUGAGGCGGGCAGUGCGUGCAGCGCAGGGCGAUAUAAAGCAAGCUGAGCAAGCAGGGAAGGCAAGGGCCGAGGAUGCCCUUAAAGAAGCUCAGGAGAGCUAUGGUACUGCGAAGGCCUCAGCUAAAGAGAAAGCGACUGGAUCCCGCCAAAAAGUAGAUGAAUCUCUCCACGACCUGACUGAACGGGCACGACAGACAGCACACGAAGCACAGGAAAAACUGAAUCAGUACAAGAAUGCAACUGAGCAAACACUAGCGGACGCCAGGAGGACAUCCGAACAAAAGUUUGAGGAGACGAAACACGCCGUCACACAACGCGCGGAUGAAGCCAAGGACGCAGGCCAAACCUGGUUUAGUUGGGGGCAAUCAAAGACAGACGAGGCGAAACGUGAAGGCGUUCAGAAAGUUGCAGAGAGUGCAGAAGAUGUUAAGAAGGGGGCAGAGAGACAGGUAUGAGAUUGCGAUGAACUUGAAUCAACAUUUGACGAGCUGUACACCUAAAUCAGUAUUGUAAAUACAUUAUCCUAUAUUGCAUAUUAUUCUCUCCGCGCUUCAACGAGAUGUAUUACAGGUG